This is a messenger RNA of Miscanthus lutarioriparius, 1377 nucleotides long. The record is from the annotation of a GenBank genome assembly. Lineage: Eukaryota; Viridiplantae; Streptophyta; Magnoliopsida; Poales; Poaceae.
AUGGUGACCAUGGGGAAGAAGCAGCAGCUGGCCGAUGACGAAGAGAACUGCUACGGCGUCGGCGGCGCUGAGUCAGCGGGCGGCGUCGACGCCGAGGGCAGGGCGACGGAUCUUCGCCCUCUGGCGCUGUCGUCGCCGCACACGCAGGCGUUCCACCUGGCCUGGCUCUCCCUCUUCGCCUGCUUCUUCGCGGCCUUCGCGGCGCCACCCAUCCUCCUGGCUCUGCGGCCCGCGCUCGUGCUCGCGCCCUCCGACUCCGCCGCCGCCGUGGGCUCCCUCUCCGCCACGCUGGUCGGUAGGCUCGCCAUGGGCCCCACCUGCGACCUCCUCGGCCCGCGCCGCGCGUCCGGGUUCGCCAGCCUCCUGGCCGCGCUCGCCGUCGCGGUCACCGCGUCGUCGCCCGCGGGCUUCGUCGCGCUGCGCUUCGCGGCGGGCCUCUCCCUCGCCAACUUCGUCGCCAACCAGCACUGGAUGUCGGGCAUCUUCGCGCCCUCCGCCAUCGGGCUCGCCAACGCCGUCGCGGCCGGCUGGGCCAACGUCGGCAGCGCCGCGGCGCAGCUCGUCAUGCCGCUCGCCUACGAGCACGUCCUCCGCCUCGGCGUGCCCAUCACCGUCGCCUGGCGCGUCACCUACCUCCUCCCCUGCGCGCUGCUCAUCACCACGGGCCUCGCCGUCCUCGCCUUCCCCUACGACGACCUCCCACGCGGCGCUGGCGUCGGCGGCGGAGCCAAGACCGGCAAGAGCUUCUGGAAGGUGGUACGCGGAGGGGUGGGCAACUACCGCGCGUGGGUGCUCGCGAUCACCUACGGCUACUGCUACGGCGUCGAGCUCAUCAUGGAGAACGUGGCGGCCGAGUUCUUCCGGAAGCGUUUCCACCUCCCCAUGGAGGCUGCGGGUGCCGCCGCGGCGUGCUUUGGCGCGAUGAACGCGGUGGCGCGGCCCGCGGGCGGGGUAGCGUCGGACGCGGUCGCGAGGCUGUUCGGGAUGCGCGGGAGGCUGUGGCUUCUCUGGGCCGUGCAGACCGCCGGCGCGGCACUGUGCGUGCUGGUCGGCAGGAUGGGCGCAGCGGAGGCGCCGUCGCUGGCGGCCACCAUGGCCGUGAUGGUGGCGUCGCUGGGCGUGGUGUCUGGGAUGACGGCGAGCGGCGGAGCGGUGGGCGCGAUCGUGACAAACCGGCUCUUCUUCAGCGGGUCGCGCUACACCAUCGAGGAGGCCAUCUCCCUGACCGGCGCCGCCAGCCUCGUGUGCACGCUCCCGCUGGCCCUCGUCCACUUCCCGCGCCACGGCGGCAUGCUCUGCAGCCCAACCAGCGCCGGCGGUGACGACGCAGAAUAUGACGACAAUAAUAGUGCUGGAGAUUACAUGCUCCUGAAAUGA